AAGCUUUGCUGUAUGAGCAGUAUUGCCAUGGUUUUGAUUUAGAUUCUCCUUCCAGUACUGGGGCUGUCCACCAAGGGACACCUCUGCCAUGGGCAAUGCUUCAUGCAGCAAUGCUCCUGUAGAACCCGGAAAGAAGGUGAAGCCGCUGGUGGAGCUGUUGAAGGCCGCCGGCGGUGUGGUGAAAUCGCCCGACGCCGUCGCCAACAAGGACUUCUUGAAGGAGCUGGACGACACCUUUCCAGAGCUGGCCAUUUACAAGCAAGGGCGGAUCCAGACGAGUCCUGGUGUGGAGGAAAUUGCAGAUAGUCCAACUGAGUACUACCGCACCGUGGGAGCGAUCAUUGCCCUGCUCUCCUGCUACUCCUCGGCGAUGCAGGAAGAGUUUGGCCUGGAAUGUGUCUCCGCCGGGAACCGCGGGCCCAUGAGCAUGGACAAGGUGCCGGGGAAGUUUAUUAACCUCGGCAACAAGAAGGAGGACUACAACGAAUUCUGCAGGAAAUUUGCGAUGUUUAUGACGAGCGAAGAUGAUUGGUGGAGUAUGCUCGUCUUCUUAGUGGUGCAUGACGUCGGGAAGAGCGACGGCUUCCGCAAGGUGGUGAACGACUCUUUGCCCUUUGACAUGCGUUCCGAUGAUCACGACCGGGCGCUGGCGUGUGCUUUGUCGGAUCCGGAGCUCAAGAGGAAGCUGCUGCCAACGGUGGCGAAGCUCUCACCGGCUCGGCAGGAGUCCAUCCUGGCAGGCUUUGGCACCAACUUUCAAUUGCCGCAGCUUGGACAAGGAGAGAUCGCUUGCAUCAACUUCAAGGGUCUUUUGGAGUUGGACCGGAAGCACCUCAUCAACGGUACCCUCCACUACUACUUCUACCACUCGAUCUUCGACAUUGCAGGAGCGGGUUGCAAUGAAAAGUUUAUCUUCCCCAUUGCCAUUCAGCCUGUCUACAUGGGUUUCACUGCGGCGAUGGAUGAUCUCAUUCAGAAGCUCACAGACAAUCCCAAGAUCGAUGAUCGGACGCUCUAUUUCAACUUCCUCUACACCAAUUUCAAGAAGUCCUUCCCUGACUUCGAGGUGAGGUUUGCGACGAUGUGUGAAAGCAAAGUCUUCUGCCAUGAAACGGGCUUGGCGGUCUUGAGAGUAUUGGCCUUGACCCGGAACACCUACAAGAAUGCCGAGAAGGUCUGCGAGCUACUCUUAGAGGAUCAUCAUCCUCUGGUCCAGGAGUUGGCGGGCAGUCCAGUUGGACCUCAGAUUAUGCUUUACUAUGGUCCCGAUUUGCUGAGGAUGGGAUUGGGCGAGGACCUCACCGACGUGUCGGGUGACAAUAUGUCAGCGGCACUGGGGGCGAUCGACCACGUGUACCGGGCGGCGAGGCGGACGUUAAUCCUUGCGAAGAGUGGAGACUAUCAAUACCAGUUGAAUGUCUCCCCCAUCGUGCAGGUCAUCAAGAAGGCGGGAAAGGAGUGGAAAGGCGGGAAGCAGCUCUUUGACACCGUCCAAGGAAUGAAGGUGAAGAAUAACGAUCUAAACACUGAAGGCAUCGUGGAACUACGAAGGCCUAGCGUGUACUCCGCGCAAGCGACGUGAUGAGGGCGUGGAUGAUGGCGCCUGUAGGGGGCACACCAACAACUGUGGAACUAGACG
Messenger RNA from Durusdinium trenchii, 1639 nucleotides. Lineage: Eukaryota; Dinophyceae; Suessiales; Symbiodiniaceae. The record is from the annotation of a GenBank genome assembly.